CGGCACGGCCGCUCCCUGCAUCGGGCGUUUGCUUCUGCCCGCCCGUCUCUGACCUGCUGUUCAGUUUGGUGCGCGGCCGGCUGAACGGGCGGGGAGAGGGUCACACAUCCCACCCUUUUACUGCUACGCCCCCCCCAGCAAACUCUCACCCGCUCCUUCACCUUCACGAGAAACACGCCUGCUGCCUGGGGAGGGAGCGAAGCGGGGCCAGGCAGAGGCGCUGGGCCGGGGCCGGGCAGGAGGACGCGGUGUUGUGCCCCCCAGGCCCCCCGCUCCCCCUCCGCCCCUGCGGCCAGAGCCCGCUCGGGGGGGCGGCCGGCGGGAGAAGCCCCUCUCAGCUCAGCCCCAGCGCCGUCCCGCUCCGCGGGCGCAGCGCUCCCCAGGGCACGGCCGCGGCGAGGGCAGAGGCCGGCGCCGGGCCCCGCCGCUGCUCCCCAGGCCCGGGUGCCCGCGGCGAGCCGAUCCGGCGGCGGGGCCCCGGCCCCGGGCGGCGCGGCGCGGCCGCCGACUACAACUCCCAGCGCUCCGCGGCGCGGCCCUGCGGCGGCCGAGGAAACGAAAGCGGGCUGUCCCGGCAGCCGACUUCACCUUCAGGCCGCAGCAUGAACGGCAGCGUGGCGGGCGGCGGCGGCGGCUUUUCCGAGGAGGUGAUCAGCCUCACCCGCAGACCCUCCGGGCUGGGCUUCAACAUUGUUGGUGGGACAGAUCAGCAGUACAUUUCCAAUGACAGCAGCAUCUAUGUCAGCCGGAUCAAAAAGGAUGGGGCAGCUUACCUUGAUGGCCGAUUACAAGAAGGAGAUAAAAUUUUAGCGGUCAAUGGCAGAGACUUGAAGGAUCUGCGGCACAAGGAUGCUGUGGAACUCUUCAGGAAUGCAGGCUAUGAUGUAUCUCUGAAGAUUCAGCGCAGGUUGCAGCCACAAAAUGGCCCUGUGGGUCAUCAAGGCGAUGGAGAAUCAGGUGGGCUUCCUCUAGCAGCCAUUCUUGUGCCAGGCCUGGCGCUUGCUGCAGCAGCGGUCUGGAUCUUGCUGAGGUAUCGACAGCGGAUGUGAAGAGUUCACGUUCUGGAUAUCACUGCGUAUUUUACACAGCUAUGAUGUAAUUUAAAGAUAGAGAAUCAACGAUCUUAUCACAGACUGAUGUCAGAAAGGAUCAUUGCCUAUCAUAAAGCUGCUGCUGAUGUUCUUUAUGUAUUGAUUUUGUUGUAGGGUGGAUGGAAGCAGAGAGGAAAAGGGGAAGGGAGGUGACUGUUCUCAUGUAUAAAGUGGGAUAGCUGUUAUCUUGACUAAUCGGAGGAGGUUUUGCCAUCCUCCUUUAUUUUGCACCAGGAACUUUCAAACACACUCAACUAUUCUAUGUUUUAAGAUGUGACUUUUGGUUAAAGGGAGUGGGGGCUGGGGUAGUUUAAAAUCAAAAACAUUUACUAAAGGCUUUGCCUUAUUUCCACUGAAUUUUUCUUGAAAUUAAUGAUCCCUGUCUAAACCAUGAAUAAAGAGAAGCAAUGUGGAGGGUAUAUUAUUUUUUCCAUUGAAUUUUUGUUGGUGGUUGAUAAUUAAAUGCCUUAAGAAAAAUGUAUAAAAUGCAAUCUGUGGUUUUGCAGGUAAAAUCAUCAGUGUAGCUGCUGAUCUAACAGUAAUAUGCAGUACUGGUGAGGUAUUCUACUAGUUCUGGAAAGACAGAAGAUAAUCUGUUGCUAGAAAAAGACUUUGUCAGAAUGACUGUUCAUUCUUGGGUCGGAAUUGUAAGAGAAAGCUUUACACAAAAUGCUAGCAUACCAGAGAGAGACAGGCAGACAAUUGAAACACAAGGAUGAGCAGUGGCAAGAGAUCUGGGCAUGCUGAAGCUGCAGAAGAGUCUUUAAAUCAGUAAAGAAGCAAUUGUCCCUCCAUUUGUCAAGUGGGUUGAAGUCUGUGUCUCUCAGGUUAAAGGUCUGUUUUGGGGUUUAUUUUUUGUGUGGGGAAUACUAUAGAUAAAGUUUUCUGUAGCAGCUAACUUGCUCUCUGCAAUCAGAAAAUCUUACGAUGAUUGAAAGGGAGAAGCCAAGAGCAGGCUGGGGUUGUCCUGGCUAGUGCUUGUUUGUGAAGACUGAUGUGAUGUUCAGGAGAUAGACUGGCGGGUGCAAGGCAGGGUAAGGCUUAGCCAGUAAAACCAAAGGGAGAGACGCUGGCUCUGGAAAGCAUGUUGCUGAAUUUACCUGCAGGGUCUCAUCUCCUCACUGUGAUUUGAAUAGUUUUAAAUGCCCCAGCUGACAUGAGCUCUGUGGGGUAAGACCUGUUUCUCUUGUCUCCAAGAAAUCAAUGUGUUUUGUUUUUUUUUGUAAAAGAAAAGCAAAAUUCAUGGUCUGGUCUGUAUGAUGCCAAAAAAAAUCACAUAUGCAAUAUAUGUAUUCAAACAAAGAAAAACUGAUGUCUGGACGCUUUACUUAUCUAUAUUCUUUGUUAUUCUAGUUGAACACUGCUGAUGUAUUUGGAAUUGUUGUGUGUUUGCUCAGGGCUGUGUUCCUGCUGUCUGCUGGAGAUAGAAGUGGUAUGCUGUUACACGUGACGUUCCUAAAUCACAACGGAGUUUCAGAGCACUGAGACCACAUGAAAUCUUGCUUUGGCCUAUACACUGCUCUAGUGUAAGGGGAAGAGGACACAGCAGGAAUUUUGCUCAGUGUUCUUAGGGGACUUUGGGAAGAGACUUGAGGUUUGGUGAAUGGGUACUGGUGUUGGAUGGCUUGGGCUGAUGCACGCAGUGACUUGCCUCGGCCUGCAAACCAGUUACACCUGAUGGCAGAAGGGCUGCUGAUCGGAGAGAUCUUUGCAGAUGCAGCAUGAACCAUCUUGCUUGGCUGUGACCUGCUCUGAGUAUCUGGCUGUGGUGUCCACGUGGAGUGUAUUAAGAUGGAUUAUGAGAAGUUGAUGCCGUUGUAUCACAGCCAUCAGAAUAAAAAUGCAGACAGUAAAUAAAAGGUCUGUCUGGGACAAACCUCUUGUUAGCCCUUGCCUGAGUCGAGUUUCAGUGAGAGGGAGUAUGUGGAACAGGCUAGGAGGAUGAGGAUUUGGGGGAGUGGUUAGUUUUACUCAUUUCCCGUUGAAGUAAGCAGAGAAAGCAAAACCUUUGGUUUUGUUUUUUUGUUUUUUUUUUUCUUUUGGUGGUGUUUUUAUCUUUCAGCUUUGGGAUUUUGAUACAGUUCAGACAUGAUUGCCACCUGUAUUGCAGGCAUUUUAUUAUGGGGGGAGGGUUAUAUCCAAAGUCCAAAUAAUUGAUGUGACUUACUGAGCAAGAAAAGGCCCUUAUGAUGCAUAGCGUUCCUCUUUUCACAAUUACUGAAUAAUUUUAAUACCACAGCAUUAAUCCAGUGGUUUUUCCAGAAAUCUGAAUAGUAGUUUUUACUGAGAAUUUAAACCAUCCAGUGUAACCUUCAGGAACACCUUUCUGUGUCUGCCACCUCCAAACCUCAGUGCCUGAGGAGUAGCAAACAAUCCCUUUUCUAGUCCCCAACUGCCUCUUGUCCCAUUUAUUGACAAAAUCCUUGUGGAAAAUACACCUGAACCUCAAACUCUCCUAUGAGCUGUGGCUCAUAUUACUUUCUCUCAGGAGCUGGACUGUCUCACCUAAUAAACUUUGUGUGUUUUCCAAA
Tyto alba (common barn owl) is the source of this 3622-nucleotide messenger RNA. RefSeq names its product synaptojanin-2-binding protein. Bases 603 to 1049 code for a protein of 148 amino acids. NCBI's taxonomy places the organism in Eukaryota, Metazoa, Chordata, Aves, Strigiformes, Tytonidae. Gene Ontology annotation, molecular function: protein binding. The record is from RefSeq and is a predicted model, not a curated record. The transcript is spliced from 4 exons.